Lactuca sativa (garden lettuce) is the source of this 942-nucleotide messenger RNA. RefSeq names its product cytochrome c oxidase subunit 3. Gene Ontology annotation, biological process: mitochondrial electron transport, cytochrome c to oxygen. NCBI's taxonomy places the organism in Eukaryota, Viridiplantae, Streptophyta, Magnoliopsida, Asterales, Asteraceae. The record is from RefSeq and is a predicted model, not a curated record. Gene Ontology annotation, cellular component: membrane; mitochondrion. Gene Ontology annotation, molecular function: cytochrome-c oxidase activity.
AUGAAAGAUGAGGCAAAGAAUGUUCCGCAUCUCCCCGGCCAGAAGCUUUCAAGACAGGCAAAGGUAAGGGGAAAAACAGUGAACAAAAUGGCCAUCUUACUGAAUCCGAAAGGUCGACUACGACAAAAACGUAGUUAUUCCCCCUUUAAUUUAAGAGAUAGGGAAAUCGUCCUACGAAAUCUAUGGUUAUGCUUUUCCCAUGGCCAGGAAGGUAUUGGGCUGAUAAAGCCCCAAAUUCCUAUUGGACAGAGCGUCUUGCCUUCGCAAUAUCGAAGGAGAAAUGUUGUCAAUGAUUUCAUAGAUGCCAUACAACCAUCCCUUCCCCUCCUAGUCCAAGAAGAGCUGCCACACCUUCCAGGCCCUUCUCAUUCUUCUUUGGCACCUACGGUAGAGAUCGGAGGUAUUUGGCCCCCAAAAGGGAUUGCGGUUUUAGAUCCUCGGGUAAUCCCUUUUCUUAAUACUCUUAUUCCCCUUUCAUCCGGAGCUGCCGUAACUUGGGCUCAUCAUGCUAUACUCGCGGGGAAGGAAAAACGAGCAGUUUACGCUUUAGUAGCUACCGUUUCACUGGCUCUAGUAUUCACCGCCUUUCAAGGAAUGGAAUAUUAUCAAGCGUCCCCCACAAUUUCGGAUAGUAUUUAUGGUUCUACCUUUUUCUUAGCAACUGGCUUUCAUGGUUUUCAUGUGAUUAUAGGUACUCUUUUCUCGAUCAUAUGUGGUAUUCGCCAAUAUCUUGGUCAUCUGACCAAGGAGCAUCACGUUGGCUUUGAAGCAGCUGCAUGGUACUGGCAUUUUGUAGACGUGGUUCGGUUAUUCCCAUUUGUCUCUAUCUAUUGGUGGGGAGGUAUAUGAAGGAACAAAUCAGUGGAUUGAAGAAUUCAAGCUCGAAGACAAAGAGAAGCGGGCUUUUCCAAAGAAUUACUGCAGCUUUCCCACUCCCUUUGA